AUGGAGAAAGAGAAGUUCCAGCAGAAGGCUCUGAAGCAAACUAAGCAGAAGAAAUCCAAGUCGGCUGAAUUUCUGAUGGUAAAAGAAGAGAGAGCAGCAAUAGAAGGCAUUGAAAAUCCAGCUUUUAACGUCAGCAGCACAGAUCUUUCAGCAUAUCAGCCUUCAAAAGAGAAAGUUACUACACAUGACAAGCCAGAUAGCACCCUUGCAGCUCACCAACAAAAACUCAGGCUGCAAGCCCAUGCUGAACCAAGAGGAAAUGAAUACAGCAGAAAUUACUUUGACCUGUUGAUGGAUGAGGAAAUAAACCCAAGGCAGUGUGGGAUGGAGGUCAGUGAAGAAGAUCCUGUGAAAUUAGAUGAGCAAAUCCUCUAUGAUAAAUUGAUGAAGCUUCUAGAUGAAGAAAACGUAACGCUGGACUUACAAGCCAGUGUUGCCAGUGAGGAUUUUCCAGACUCCGUGAUGCCUGUCAGCUCCAGUAAAGCACAUGACCUUCAAAGGGAGCUUGAAGAUGAAGAGAUUCCUUCAUAUAUCGAACAGUUUGAGAGAGAUGUUCAGGAUGACAUAAUUCUGCUUGGCAGCUUUUCACUGGAACAGCACCGCAAGAGGGUCUCUCACCAUGAGAAACAAAAGUUGAGAGCCAGGAUUCAUGAACUUUGUCAGAGAGUGGGAAGUCAGCUGUUGAAAGCAGAGGAGAAUGAAAGUGAAGAAGAAAUGGUAGCCAGCUUUGGUAACCUUGCAGUUCUGAAAGCUGGAUUAAAUGUAGCAACAGGACCUUGUAAGAAGGUUGACUGCUUCAAGACACCACAGCUGAUAGAAAUUCACAUCAAAUGCCUGAGGGGAGUCAAAGAUAAGGUCCCUAAAGGCCACUACACCCUCAAAGUUUCUGUUCUCAGCCGCUUAGGUGGUGGCUUGCUGGAGUGGCCCAAAAUGAAGGAGCAGCCUCAGGCCAGGACAACGCUGCCUGUUAGUCACGAUGGAAACUUCUACAACACUGAAAUCUACUUCGAACAAAGUAUCCAGACAGUUUUACCACCUACAAAAGCUGUGAAGCCAGGCAUGAUCCUCCUCUUUGAACUCUUCCUUCUUCGUGGGACACAUACUUGGAUUGAUCGAGAAGUGGGAUGGGGAGUUUUUCCUGUGUGUGACAACAAUUUUAAUACUUUGGAGGGAAAAUUUAAGUGUCCCUUCCUUAGAGGCCAUUACGACUCCAAAGUUGACCGAUUCAAGAAAAUUGAAAAUUUAAUUUCUCAAGACUUGGAUCACUGGUUAUGCAAUCUCUAUUUCCAGAUAAUUAAACUACCACAGGAUUCAGAUGAGCAAAGUAAGUGUGGUAUGCAUCUUAAUCUCCCACCUGAAGAUGUUAUAUAUUCAAGCACUGCUAAAAAGAAUGGUGUCUCAGAGAAUGUUGAUCAGUCUGGACUGCAAGGGCAACCUCUGACCUCCUCGAAAGAUCCUGACACCCAUAAGGGAAGUAUUCCCACUGUUGUAAAGGAAGUGGAAAACCAGUUUAAUGCUGUGAAAGGAGGAGAAACGUGUGUGUUAGAAGAAGCAGGGAGGAAAAGCGAAGAGCUUAAAAAGCUUCCAGCAGAAAAUCAUUUUUACCAAGAUUGCCAUGGCUGUGCAGACAAGUUUUGCGUGAGGGAAGGCCAAGUAGGACAUCACAAGAUCAACUGGAAUAACUCACCUGACCAAUGUUAUCAAGAAAAGUCAGAUCCUAGGAACAGAGGAAGCACAGAAGAAGGGAAAGCGUCUGCAGAGACCAAUUUUUACUUGGAGGAGUUAGAGAAAUAUACUUUUUCUGUGUGGUAAGUAAU
Messenger RNA from Melopsittacus undulatus (budgerigar), 1817 nucleotides. RefSeq lists its product as uncharacterized. The coding region runs from base 1 to 1812 and encodes 603 amino acids. The record is from RefSeq and is a predicted model, not a curated record. Lineage: Eukaryota; Metazoa; Chordata; Aves; Psittaciformes; Psittaculidae. The transcript is spliced from 14 exons.